CAGGAAUCCUGGCUGUGCUGUCCUGUGGAACUCACCUGACUGACCUUCUCCCAGAUUUGGCUUCUGGACUCUUAUUUUCUUGGCCAUGGCUACUUCUGAUAUCCAAGUGAAGGAGCUGGAGAAGCGAGCCUCUGGGCAGGCCUUUGAGCUGAUCCUCAGCCCCCGCUCGAAAGAAGCCGUGCCAGAGUUCCCUCUGUCUCCCCCAAAGAAGAAGGAUGUGUCGUUGGAGGAGAUCCAGAAGAAGUUGGAAGCGGCAGAGGAGAGACGCAAGUCCCACGAGGCAGAGGUGCUGAAGCAGCUGGCGGAGAAGCGGGAGCACGAGAAGGAGGUGCUGCAGAAAGCCAUCGAGGAGAACAACAACUUCAGCAAAAUGGCAGAGGAGAAGCUGACCCACAAAAUGGAAGCCAACAAAGAGAACCGUGAGGCACAAAUGGCCGCCAAGCUGGAGCGCUUGCGGGAGAAGGACAAGCAUGUGGAAGAGGUUCGAAAGAACAAAGAAGGGAAAGACCCCGGCGAGGCCGAGACCGACUGACUCCCUUCUGGAAACUGACUCUCCCCCUCCUCCAAAUAUCCAAAGACUGUACUGGCCAGUGGUUUUAUCUUUGGUUUUGGUUCGGUUAUAUAUAUAUUUUUUUUUAAGUUUCUUAGAAACUGAUGUAGAACUGUAAAAUUAGAUCCAAACUGUACACUUGCUUUGGGGGCUAGAGGGGAGACCUUCCAUGUGUCACUUUUCUAAAGUGUUGUCUUUCCAGUGUAGCUUUUUCUUCUUGUUGCAUCCUUUUCUACGCCAGUGCACUCGCUCCUGGGUUGAUAGCAAGUACUGUAUCAGCUCUGUAAGACCUUCGUGCAAGGAAUCUGUAAUAACUGUUCCAUGCUGAAUAUCUGUUACACUUCAAACAAAACUCUCUGACUGUCCAGUCUGCUAAAAUACUGCUGUAACCGAGUGACUCAAUAAAGCUGCACAGUGCUGUUA
Molecule: messenger RNA, 973 nt
Organism: Ficedula albicollis (Collared flycatcher)
Lineage: Eukaryota; Metazoa; Chordata; Aves; Passeriformes; Muscicapidae
Gene: STMN1
Product: stathmin 1
Exons: 5
Coding region: 86-532 (148 amino acids)
Biological process (GO): microtubule depolymerization; regulation of microtubule polymerization or depolymerization; neuron projection development
Cellular component (GO): neuron projection; cytoplasm
Molecular function (GO): tubulin binding
Source: RefSeq, a predicted model, not a curated record